Molecule: messenger RNA, 1893 nt
Organism: Cynara cardunculus var. scolymus (artichoke)
Lineage: Eukaryota; Viridiplantae; Streptophyta; Magnoliopsida; Asterales; Asteraceae
Product: basic salivary proline-rich protein 3-like
Exons: 11
Coding region: 181-1623 (480 amino acids)
Source: RefSeq, a predicted model, not a curated record
UGAAGUACGAAAAGAUUCAUAAAGAAGCCCUUUGAGGAUUCUAAUCUUUCUUUGAAUUUUGCAAGUGUACUCCCUCCUAAAUUCACUCCAAAAUCCAAAAUUCGUCGGCUGUUGCGCCCACCCACUCAAGACCCUUCAGAGUUUCCGGCAUAUAUACUUACCGGCGGUGUAUCGGAGACGAUGGAAGAAGACGAGGAAGCUCCACCAGGGUGGCCGUCACCACCGACACCAAAAAAGGUGAACAUGGAGUCGGGAGAACCAAAAGAAUUAGUGAAAGAUGAGGAUCAUUCUGAAGAAGAAGAAGAAGAAUCUAAACAAACUGAAGACGACGAUGAAGAUGAACCACCACCAGGAUGGCAGCAGCAGCAGCCGCCGUCUCCGCCGUUGUUAGACAUGAUUGAUCUUCCACCCUCUUCUCCAUUACCUCCUACCCCCCCUCUUCCAUCUUCCCCUAGAGAAGAACUAAUGUGUAGCAGCUCAGAUUUGAACAUGGAACAACAAGACUCAGAAGAAGAAGGACCUCCCCCCGGAUGGGAUAACAAAUGUGAGCUAAAAGAACAAGUGGAACAGCUGGCGACACCCGCAGCUGUAUCGGCGAUAUCAUCAGAUAUAAAGAGAGAAGAUGCGCAACAAGAUGCCCGAGAUGAAGAUGGCUCCCAACCACAAGUACAAGAACAUACUAGUUCAGCACCAGAACUAGUUCCAUCAGAUAUAAAAGUGGAGCAAGAAGACUCGGAAGAUGAAGGACCUCCACCCGGAUGGGAUUCCAAAUGUCAGAUUGAACCCAAGUUACAAAUGGAAUGUCAAACAACUCCUCUAUCAGAUAUAAAGAAAGAGGAUGUGCAACAAGAUGGUAGGGAUGAAGAUGGCUCACAACCACAAGCACAUGAACAUCCUAGUCGAGCACCAGAACUAGUUCCGUCAGAUAUAAAAGUGGAGAAAGAAGACUCGGAAGACGAAGGACCUCCACCCGGAUGGUAUUCCAAAUGUCGGCCUGAACCCGAGUUACAACUGGCGAGUCAAACAACUCCUCGAUCAGCGAUCAAUCAUAUUGACCCACUAGAUUUUAAGAUGGAGAAUGAUCAACAAGACACACAAGAUGAAGAAGGCCCCCCUCCCGGUUGGGGAUCCACUACUCAGCAACAAUCACAAGAUCAUUCAAGUUUUCCAUCACCAAAAGUUCCAUCAGGUACAAGAAUGGGGUGUGAACAAAAUAAUGUCAAAGUUGUGGAAGAAAGACCUCAACAACCUUCAAGGCAACCAUCUGUUCCUCCAACCAAACCACAAAUAUCGGCGCCAAAACCACCAACGGCGGGAAAUAAUCCUGAAAUGGGACAAAUGGUGUGUGGUUCUUGCCGCCGAUUACUUAGCUAUCCAAGAGGUGCUCGAUAUGUCGAGUGUGCAUGCUGUUUGGAAGAGAAUUACGUCCUUGAAGAACACGAAGUAGGGCAAGUCGUAUGUGAAGGUUGUAACGUGUUGCUUAUGUACCCUUAUGGUGCACCGAAAGUUAGAUGUGCGAAUUGCCGCACCGAAACCGAAAUCAUAGAUCAAAAUCGACGACCACCGCUCUCUGAACAGCGAAGGCGAGUCAAAAGACACCUAAAGCGUAUGCAAUCGGGAUGAAAUAUAUGAUCCUAGGUUAAUAUUGAUAGCUCAUAGGCCAAAUGCUUCGCCCAUCGUAAAGAAAAGAUAGAUUCAGAUAUCCCUUUGAAGCGUUUUCGCCAAAAACUCGUAUAUUCGUACAUUCUAACACCUUAUAGGUUGUGGGUUUGAUCGUUUUUUGUCGUUUGCUUAUUCUAGAUAAAUUACAAUGCAGGAUUACAGAGCGUUUUGUAUCGAACGAGCGUUGUAUGCAAUUUUUGGUUAUGACAGUCCUGGAUCCCGAUCGCUAAA